GAGCCCUUCCGCCGGAGGAGGCGCCAGCUCCGGAGCCAUGGCGCUGGUCACCCUCCAGCGCUCGCCCACCCCCAGCGCCGCCUCCUCCUCCGCCAGCACCAGCGAGUUGGAUGCCGGCAGCGAUGAAGAGCGCAAACUGAACCUGAGCCUCAGCGAGAGCUUUUUUAUGGUGAAAGGGGCUGCCUUGUUCCUCCAACAAGGCAACAGCCCGCAAGGCCCACGCACCUCGCCUCACCUUCACAAGCAUGCAGGUGACUUGCCCCAACACCUGCAGGUGAUGAUCAACCUCCUUCGCUGUGAGGACAGAAUCAAGUUGGCUGUGCGGCUAGAAAGUGCAUGGACGGACCGAGUGCGGUACAUGGUGGUGGUCUACAGCAGCGGCCGCCAAGACACAGAGGAGAACAUCCUCCUGGGAGUGGAUUUCUCCAGCAAAGAAAGCAAAAGCUGUACCAUUGGGAUGGUCCUUCGCUUGUGGAGCGACACCAAAAUCCACCUGGAUGGCGAUGGUGGAUUCAGCGUCAGCACCGCCGGGAAGAUGCAUAUCUUCAAGCCGGUUUCAGUGCAAGCAAUGUGGUCCGCCCUGCAGAUCCUAUACAAGGCAUGCGACGUGGCGAGGCAGUACAACUACUUCCCCGGCGGGAUGGCGCUGGUCUGGGCCACCUACUAUGAGAGCUGCAUUGCCUCGGAGCAGAGCUGCCUCAACGAGUGGAAUGCCAUGCAGGACCUGGAGUCCACCCGCCCGGACUCACCGGCUUUAUAUGUGGAGAAGCCAACAGAAAGGGAGCUGGCGGAACGGCUCAUCAAGGCCAAACUCCGGAGUAUUAUGAUGAGCAAAGAUCUGGAGAACGUUACUUCGAAAGAAAUCCGGAAUGAGCUGGAGAAGCACAUGAGCUGCAAUUUGAAAGAGUUCAAAGAAUUCAUCGACAACGAGAUGCUGCUCAUCCUAGGCCAGAUGGACAAGCCCUCCCUGAUUUUCGAUCACCUGUACCUGGGUUCAGAGUGGAAUGCCUCCAACUUGGAGGAGCUCCGGAGCUCAGGCGUGGACUACAUCCUGAAUGUCACCCGGGAGAUUGACAAUUUCUUCCCCGGCAUGUUUACCUACCACAAUAUCCGCGUUUACGAUGAAGAGACGACGGACCUCCUGGCCCAUUGGAACCAGGCCUACCAUUUCAUCAACAAAGCCAAGAGAAACCGCUCCAAAUGCCUGGUCCACUGCAAAAUGGGCGUGAGCCGCUCGGCCUCGACGGUAAUCGCUUAUGCCAUGAAGGAGUUUGGCUGGUCCUCGGAGAAGGCCUACAAUUAUGUGAAGCAGAAGCGCAACAUCGCAAGGCCCAACGCUGGCUUCAUGAGGCAGCUCCAGGAAUACCAAGGCAUUCUGGAUGCCAGCAAACAGCGUCACAACAAGCUGUGGAAGCAGCAGCCGGAGGACCACCGCCCCCAGAACGUGGACAGUUCCAACGGGCCCGAGGAUUUCCUGCUGGACUGUUUGGACGCUGAGCCGGAGGACUUCCAGCACUGCUUCCGCUGCCUCCCGGAUGCUUUCCCUGGUGACAAGGAGGCUUUUUUCCCAGCAGAGGACCUGCAGAAGGAUGUGCUUCUGGAUGAAGCCGACCCAGACACCGACCUGCCCUUCCUGGGGUCCUCCUCCAAGUCGGAAGAGGAAAACCCGACAGACAAGGAGAUAGCAGAGGAAAAGAAAGCACCCCGGAAGGACAUCACAAAACCAGAGGACAGGGAGAAACCCCUGGAGCGGUGGAAACGGCACUCGUCUGGACCAGAGGAGGAGAGCAGGGCCAACUGCGAGAGCUCGAGCAGCAGCAACAGCAAGCGGAGCUGCCCUGAGGACUUUGAGCAUGAUGCCGUCUUUGGGAUCCUCAGCAAAGUCAAGCCUUCCUAUAAGCCGUGUGGCGACUGCAUGUACUCUUCAGCCAGCGACGUCUUUGCAGAGCCCUGCGUGAGGCUACCUCCAUCUCCUCCGUGCCGCAGCCCCGCCACCGUCUGCACGCAGCCUUCCUUCCCGGCGCACCGGACACCCCACGUUUUGGAGGAAAAUCUGAAGGAGAUCCAGGGCACAAAACCAAACAGCCUGCCUUUGGUCCUAGCGGGGGGCCAUGCGCUGGGCUCUCGACACCCUCCGGAGGGUACUUUGCCCAGGAAAGACGUCCGGACAAGCAAGGACCUCAAGCACUUGCUCUUCAGCAAAGACCCCGAGAAGCCCACUGCCACCAGCUACUUGAUGCAGCACCAAGAGUCCCUCCUUCAGCUCCAGAAGGCCGGCUUGGUCCGAAAGCACACCAAAGAGCUUGAGCGGCUCAAGAGCCUGCCAUCAGAGACCUCUGGCGCGUCGACUGACAUGACCAUCCCAGAGGAACCCCAAGAGGUAGCCUCCCACCCUGGCAAGAUGCCUCUCCUCUGUCCCUUGCUUCCUCGGGAUGCCGGAAACGAUGCUGAGAAGCUCCGCAAAACCCCUCCGGCCGCCGGGCCUUCUCACAAGACGGAGCACACCAGUAGCUUCAGCAAAGACUUCCUCAAGACCAUCUGCUACACCCCUCCCUCCUCGUCACGGAGCUCCAACCUGACGCGUAGCUCCAGCAGCGACAGCAUCCACAGCGUCCGGGGGAAGCCCGGCCUGGUCAAGCAGCGCACCCAGGAGAUUGAAACCAGGCUGCGCCUUGCUGGCUUAACUGUCUCCUCCCCGCUGAAGCGUUCCAACUCCCUGGCCAAGCUGGGCAGCCUCAACCUCUCCUCUGAGGACCUCACUGGUGACGGGGAGCUGUCCCCCUUGAACACCAAAUCCGGUGAGGUCUCCGCAGGCUGCAACUUCUGUCCAUCUUCGAAAAAUGCAGAAGAGGGACCUAAGCUGAAGCCCACGCCAGGGAAAUUGAAAGACAUGUCCUGGCUUGGGAAGAGCUGACCCCACGACACUGCUGUUGUCAAAGAGGUGUUAUUAAAUGCAAGAGGCAAACAUUUCUCCCCCUUUUCCAUGGGUUGCUGCAGACAGUGGAGUUCAAGGAGGCCAAGAAAGAAGAUACUUAGAGUCUUCCGGAGCACCAGAACAUUCCAGUGCGGAGUUUUGUCGAGUUUUUCUUUACAAUGCAAGCUGCACACCAUGGUUCAUUCUGAGAAGCCCUUGCUCACAUUUCUCCCUUUCUUUCCAUGGGGUGCUGUAGACAAUGGAGUUCAAGGAAGCCAAGAAAGAAGGCACUCGGAGUCUUCCAGGGCAUCAGAGCAGCCGAAUGCCAAGUUUUACAGAGUGUUUCUUUGCAAAGCAAACUGCACACCAUGGUUCAUUCCGAGAAGUCCUCGUUCACAUUUCUCCCCUUUCUUUCUGUGGGGUGCUGCAGACAAUGGAGUUCAAGGAGGCCAAAAUAGUAGGCGCUAGGGAGUCUACUGGGCAGGAGAAUGGCCAAAUGCAGAGUUUUCCUUUUCAAUGCAAACUGUGCACAAUUAUUCAUUCCGAGAAGCCCUCACUCAGGGAGCCGAAAUGUCAAAAUGCUACCUCUGUUCUUUGGGAAUUAAAAAAAACAUGAAACCCUUACUUUACAAAAGUAGAAGAAAGUCUCCAUGACCAAGAGUUAGUUUCUGUAUAUCGGGCAGAAAGUGGACUUCAACUCCCAGCUGGGGAAUGGUGGUUUUCUGUGGGGAAUGGUAGGUUUUCUGUGUUGCUCUGCAUUGCCCUGUAUCUUGCGGUCUUAAAGGAGGCCUUCUUUAUUGGGGGAGUUCUGCCAGUCCAGUUUGUACCUUUUCUGUCCAUUGGAUGAGAAGCAGCUGUUGUUACAAAAACGCGACGUAGCUUGGAGUUACAAAUGUACCUUAAGGCAUGGGUGUCACAACGUACUGUGAUAUCCAACAUACAAGACAGGGCAACUAGUUUAGGGGAGGAUUUUUUAAAGAAAAUUUUGUUUACAUGCAUUUGAAAUUGGGGAAAAUGUCAGUACAAAAUCCCUUUUUUAAAAAAAGUUUUAAGAUUUGUGUUUUUAAAUUUAAAAAUAAUUGAUGUGCUUUCCGACUUGCCCACAAAAAGACUCAAGUGCUGGAUUGCUUCUGAAAUGGCUUGUUGUCUCAGCCAAACUCCAAAGUUCGCCAGGAAUGGAAGGCACGAUCUCUAUAGGUUGGGCACAUUUUGGCGUCUUUUUUCCCCAUUGUAUCGAUGCCACAAGGUGGCAAGGAACACCGAAGGAAGAUGUGUCAUUCUUCUUGACUCUUGGUUUCCCCAAAUCCCCCGAAGGCUUCCGUUUUUCUCUGUUCGCCAGUCUGUUGCUGGGCUUUCCUGCAGAACCCGCUUUAAUGCCAAA
Molecule: messenger RNA, 4295 nt
Organism: Anolis sagrei ordinatus
Lineage: Eukaryota; Metazoa; Chordata; Lepidosauria; Squamata; Anolidae
Gene: SSH1
Product: slingshot protein phosphatase 1
Biological process (GO): actin cytoskeleton organization; negative regulation of actin filament polymerization; protein dephosphorylation
Cellular component (GO): cytoplasm
Molecular function (GO): protein tyrosine/serine/threonine phosphatase activity; actin binding
Source: RefSeq, a predicted model, not a curated record